AUGUCCCACAGGCAGAAGCAUGAGCAAGGCCUUAAGGCCCAAGAAGAGAAGGAGGGCCAGCUCAGGGAGGAGGUUCCUGUAGCUAAGGAGGUGGGAACCCCAGAGGAGGUACCUGCUGCUGAGGUUUCCCAGGAAACCUGUUCAUCCUCUGCUCCCAUCCAAGCCACUCUACCAAGCAAAGCAAAUGAAGGUUCUGGCACUCAAGCAGAGGGAGGUCAAAGUACCUCAAAGGCCUACCAAUACUCCAAGGUCUUGCUCAACACUACGCUAUGGAAGAAGGUGACAGAGUUGGUGAAGUUUCUGAGUUUCAAGUAUACAGCAAAGGAGCCUGUCACAGAAGCAGAAAUUCUGAAGAAUGUUGUCAAAGAGUACAAGAACUACUAUGCAUUGAUCUUCAAGCAUGCCUGUGAAUGCAUGGAAGUGGUUUUUGGCAUUGAAGUAAAGGAAGUGGAUGCUCUCAACCACUCCUACGAGCUCCUUAAAAUACUUGACCUCACCUAUGAUGGGCGAAUGAGCGAUGAUGAGGGCCUACCCAAGACAGGCCUCCUGGUGUUUAUUCUUGGUGUGAUCUUCAUGGAGGGCAACCGGGCCUCUGAGAAGAAGAUCUGGGAGGUGCUGAAUGUGGUUGGUGUGUAUCCUGACCAGCAUGAUUUCAUAUGCGGAAAUCCCAGAAAGUUCAUCACUGAAGAUUUGGUUUCAGAGAAGUACCUGGAAUAUCAGCUGGUACCUGGCAGUGAUCCUGCAUGCUAUGAGUUCCUCUGGGGCCCACGGGCCCAUGCUGAAACCAGCAAGAUGAAAGUCCUGCAAUUUUUCUCCAAGAUUGCUGGGAAUAGCCCCACUUCCUUCACAGCUUUGUACAAGGAUGCUCUGAAAGAUGAAGAGGAGAGAGCCCAGGCUUUACCUGCCUCUGUAGCCAUUCCAGCUACCCCAGACAGCUCAGGUUCUGGGGACAAGCCCAGAAGCUUCUCCCACCUUGAGUAA
Messenger RNA from Onychomys torridus (southern grasshopper mouse), 981 nucleotides. Its product is annotated as putative MAGE domain-containing protein MAGEA13P. The transcript has a single exon. The record is from RefSeq and is a predicted model, not a curated record. The coding region runs from base 1 to 981 and encodes 326 amino acids. Gene Ontology annotation, cellular component: nucleus. Gene Ontology annotation, biological process: negative regulation of transcription by RNA polymerase II. NCBI's taxonomy places the organism in Eukaryota, Metazoa, Chordata, Mammalia, Rodentia, Cricetidae.